UAAGAUAUAUCAUUAAAAAGUUCUGAGAUGUCACCGUGCAGCUUAGGAGGGAGUUUACCAAGAGUAAAGUCAUCUCCGGGAGGCCCUCAAGGCUGAUCCUUCUCCUUUGCUUCUCACAGGGCAUGCAAAAACCCUCAGAGGCAGCGCGUCGCUGCUCCAGCCUGUGCCGUCGAUUGCUCACAAUCACCUUCGCCCUGCUCAUCCUGGGCCUCAUGACCUGGGCCUACUCCACGGGAGUACCUCUGGCAUCUGAUCGAUAUGGCCUCCUUGCCUUUGGCCUCUAUGGGGCGUUCCUCAGUGCGCACUUGGUGGCACAGAGCCUCUUUGCUUACCUGGAGCACCGGAGGGUGGCGGCUGCUGCGCAGCGAGCCAAGGCGAAAGGACCACUGGACACGGCCACAGCACGUAGCGUGGCGCUCACCAUCCGCCUACCGGAGGACCCCGCGUACCUGCGCCAGUGCUUGACAUCGGCACGUUCCCUGCUGUACCCGCGCGCGCGGCUGCGUGUCCUUAUGGUGGUGGACGGCAACCGUGCAGAGGAUCUGUACAUGGUGGACAUGUUCCGAGAAGUUUUCGCGGAGGAGAACCCUGCAACCUAUGUGUGGGACGGCAACUACCACCAGCCCUGGGAGCCCGCAAGCACAGUGGGUGAGGGUUCCUACCGCGAGGUGGAAGCAGAGGACCCCGGGCGGCUGGUGGUGGAAGCACUGGUGAGGACGAACAGGUGCGUGUGCGUGGCGCAGCGCUGGGGCGGCAAGCGCGAGGUCAUGUACACAGCAUUCAAAGCACUAGGAGACUCCGUGGAUUACGUACAGGUCUGUGACUCAGACACAAGACUAGACCCCAUGGCACUGCUGGAGCUUGUGCAGGUGCUGGAUGAGGACCCCCGGGUGGGGGCUGUUGGAGGAGACGUGAGGAUCCUGAACCCUCUGGACUCCUGGGUCAGCUUCCUGAGCAGCCUGAGAUACUGGGUAGCCUUCAACGUGGAGCGAGCUUGUCAGAGCUACUUCCACUGCGUGUCCUGCAUCAGUGGUCCUCUGGGCCUAUACAGGAACAAUCUCCUGCAGCAGUUCCUGGAGGCCUGGUACAACCAGAAGUUCCUGGGCACCCACUGCACUUUUGGGGAUGACAGGCACCUCACCAACCGCAUGCUCAGCAUGGGCUAUGCUACCAAGUAUACCUCACGGUCCAGAUGCUACUCAGAGACUCCUUCCUCCUUUCUUCGCUGGCUGAGCCAGCAGACCCGCUGGUCCAAGUCUUACUUCCGAGAGUGGCUAUAUAACGCCCUGUGGUGGCACCGCCACCAUGCGUGGAUGACCUAUGAAGCGGUAGUCUCAGGCCUCUUCCCUUUCUUCGUGGCUGCCACGGUGCUGCGUCUUUUCUACGCUGGGCGCCCGUGGGCUCUACUCUGGGUGCUGCUGUGCGUGCAGGGCGUGGCAUUGGCCAAGGCGGCCUUUGCAGCCUGGCUCCGUGGCUGCCUGCGUAUGGUGCUGUUGUCACUCUAUGCGCCACUCUACAUGUGUGGCUUGCUGCCCGCCAAGUUCCUGGCGUUAGUCACCAUGAAUCAAAGUGGCUGGGGCACCUCGGGGCGGAAGAAGCUGGCUGCUAACUAUGUCCCGGUGCUACCCUUGGCACUCUGGGCUCUACUGUUGCUUGGAGGUCUGGCCCGCAGUGUGGCCCAGGAGGCCAGCGCCGACUGGAGCGGCCCAUCCCGGGCAGCUGAGGCCUACCACCUCGCUGCUGGGGCAGGCGCCUAUGUGACCUACUGGGUGGUAAUGUUGACUAUCUAUUGGGUGGGUGUGAGGAGGCUAUGCCGACGUCGGAGCGGUGGCUACCGUGUUCAGGUAUGAAAUCUGGCCAUGAAGACGCCAUGCCCACUGAGUGCUAUAGGGUAGUCAACAGACGUCCUGCGGGGUAGCCUCUGGAGUCAUGGAAUUCAUGGGGACCCCCUGGCCUCAGUUUAUUUUCUCUUUGAAAUGAGGGAAUCAUCCAAGAUUUCUUCAGUCUGGACUUCAGUAUUGCAAAUCAGACUUCUGGGUCUCUGGGAAGGGGUAAUUUAUUGAUCAGGGUGUGGGUUUGUAGAACCAGGGCCAGAAGGUCACCCAUUUCUCCCUGUUGCUAUUUAAUGUUUGUACAGUGAUUAAGCUAUAAUAAAAAAUUUUUAAU
This is a messenger RNA of Acomys russatus (golden spiny mouse), 2166 nucleotides long. RefSeq names its product hyaluronan synthase 1-like. Lineage: Eukaryota; Metazoa; Chordata; Mammalia; Rodentia; Muridae. Gene Ontology annotation, biological process: hyaluronan biosynthetic process; extracellular matrix assembly. Gene Ontology annotation, molecular function: hyaluronan synthase activity. The record is from RefSeq and is a predicted model, not a curated record.